This is a messenger RNA of Arachis stenosperma, 2391 nucleotides long. RefSeq lists its product as uncharacterized. The record is from RefSeq and is a predicted model, not a curated record. Lineage: Eukaryota; Viridiplantae; Streptophyta; Magnoliopsida; Fabales; Fabaceae. The transcript has a single exon. The coding region runs from base 1 to 2391 and encodes 796 amino acids.
AUGUCAAGUGAGGGAGAGAGUGUUCUUGUGUUAGUGCACUGCUCUGGAAAAAUUAAAAAAAGCAAAAAAUAUGGUGUGAAGUUCACUGAUAGAGAACCGUUGAGUGUAUUUGUUAGUUCGUCAAACAGUUUGUCAGAUUUGAAGAGCACCAUCUUGCAGAAGCUUGGAGUUUUCGGGAGCAAGGUUGUGAAGAAGAUCUUCUACAAGAUUCCCAUUGCUGUAGUUUCUAGCGGUGUGAUGUAUGAUACAUUCGUGUUAGGGGCUGACGAAGAUAUUAGGGUUCUAUUUCAUUGCGUGAGGAGUUUUCCUGAGGUCAGAAUACACGAGUUGUAUGCGAAGUUGGAGGUAACUCUGGAUAGUUCUGGGGCAUCGGCUCCUGUUCAUAGCUCGACUGCCGCUGGCGGUGCGUCUUGCUCGGCGCCAGCAAACCGGUUUUCUGUUCCGCAGGUUGCCUCUCCUUCUUUUGCGGCUGAUCUGGUGCCAGCGGUUGCAGUUCCAACUGCACGCUCCCCUAAUGAAGGGGUACUGCAACAGGCAUUUCUGGGGGAAUCAGGUCGUGCCACAGAUGAUGAACAUCAAGAAAUCGGGGUGCCUGAUCGAGUAGAGAAUGCAAUGCGGGACGAUGACUCUGAUGAGGAGCCUGUAAAUAUAUUUGGGGACAGCGACGAUGACACCGGUGCCAAUCCACAAGCACAACAAGGUCCUUCAAGUUCCGGCACACAGCAUUACCCUCCACACUUCUCGACGUUAAACUUGGAGGCUCUGGGUGAACAUACGGCCGGAGUUGCUACAGUAGGUGGUUCGUCAACCGAAUUUCAGAUUGGGCAAUCCUUCCAGAGUAAAGAAGAAGUUGUUCUUAGUGUGAAGGACUACAGCAUCCGUCGAGGUGUUGAGUACCGAGUGAUGGAAUCGGACCAUUUGAAGUAUCAUGGAAGGUGCAAGGAUUUCGGCAAAAGUUGUAGUUGGAUGAUUCGGAUUUCGCUCCGUGCACGGAAGGGAACUUGGGAGGUUAGGAGGUACAACGGUCCGCACACUUGCUUAGCAACAUCUGUUUCCAGUGAUCACCGUCAGCUUGAUUACCACGUUAUCUGUGCGAGGAUUUUUCCGUUGGUUAGUGCGGAUGCUGCAGUACCGAUUAAGGUCUUGCAACAAGCGACUGAAGCUGAUUACGGCUUCAAGCCCAGUUACCGGAAGGUUUGGAAAGCAAAACAGAAGGCAGUUGCACAAAUAUAUGGAGACUGGGAAGAGUCUUAUGCCGAAUUGCCACGUUGGAUGCUAGGCGUGGAGUUGACGAUGCCCGGGACAGUUACUGUGUUGCAGACGUCUCCUGUUAUAAUUGGGGACCAGAUUGAUGAGUCAACAGUGUACUUUCACCGUCUGUUCUGGACAUUUCCACCUUGCGUUGAGGCCUUCCAACAUUGCAAGCCGCUUGUGAGUAUUGAUGGUACCCACUUGUACGGCAAAUAUGGAGGCACCUUACUGCUGGCGAUUGCACAGGAUGGGAACUCAAACAUCCUCCCCAUAGCAUUCGCCCUUGUGGAGGGAGAAAAUGCCGAGUCAUGGGCAUUUUUCUUGUCCAACUUGAGAAGGCACGUGACUCCACAGGAGGGUAUCCUUGUUAUCUCGGAUAGGCAUAACGGUAUCAAGUCUGCACUAGAGGAUCCCGUGAAUGGUUGGCUGCCCCCACGUGCUUAUCGGGCGUACUGUAUCCGCCAUGUGGCAGCAAAUUUCAGCCUUUCUUUCAAAGGUAAAGAUGCGAGAAGAAUGCUGGUUAAUGCUGCGUACGCAAAAACUGAGGCGGAGUUCUAUUACUGGUUCGACAUCAUGCGUACAGAGAAUCCGGCAAUGUGUGAUUGGGCGAACCGGAUGGAGUAUGAGAAGUGGACGCAACACCAGGAUAGCGGUAGACGGUUCGGGCACAUGACAACAAACAUCAGUGAAUGUGUGAACUCCGUCUUGAAGGGAACUCGAAACCUCCCGGUCACGUCGUUGGUUAAGUCCACAUACGGAAGGCUUGCUGAGCUAUUCGUUAUCCGGGGACAAACAGCAGAGGCGCAACUUGGAGCUGGACAAGAGUUUUGUCAGGCGUUGGUCAAGGGUAUUGAAAGGAACAUAAGGGAGUCAAGGUGCUUCACCGUCACGUUGUACGACAGGCACCAGUCGGAGUACACGGUUGCUGAGACUACACCGACUGGAAACUUCUCCUUAGGUAGCUACAGGGUCUCGCUGAAGGAUCACACAUGUGAUUGUGGGUACUUUCAGGCCCUCCAUUGUAAACGGGUAAAACUGAGGCAUGCCGAUCCUGCCAAUGCUCAUGCCACUCCCGAUAAUAUGAGGGGAACCACCUAUCUCCACCCCUGCCGUCCUUCGCAUGAAGCCAGUCUAUGUUAA